Messenger RNA from Phoenix dactylifera (date palm), 1641 nucleotides. RefSeq names its product Polynucleotidyl transferase, ribonuclease H-like superfamily protein (gene DPD1). Gene Ontology annotation, cellular component: cytoplasm. Gene Ontology annotation, biological process: DNA catabolic process. The record is from RefSeq and is a predicted model, not a curated record. NCBI's taxonomy places the organism in Eukaryota, Viridiplantae, Streptophyta, Magnoliopsida, Arecales, Arecaceae. Gene Ontology annotation, molecular function: 3'-5'-DNA exonuclease activity; nucleic acid binding.
UUUUAAUCCGGCAACGGUGUUUGCGCGUGGGAUUGCUUCACGGCUCCGGCUGGAAGACCCAAGCGCAUGAUCCGAGAAAAGAGGGCUCCAUCCCCGCCCCACUCCUCUCUCCGGUCUCCACCCGUUUGGCCCGGAUAGAACCGGUUCCCACUUCCCCUUCUGGUUUUACCCCUUCAAGGCUUCGGUAACCACCACACACCAAAAACUGCCCAUUUUACUUGAUACCUUUCUUCUCCCACCCUCCUACUCCACGGCUAUUGCUAUCACAUUUCUUUCUCCCCCCAGAAAUAAAUCCUCUCCAGAAAAGAAACUGUGUUGUUGUGCUGCCAGACCAGAAGGAAACAAAUGAGUAAACAGAUGGUGCUGGAUCUUUAGGGGCUGACUUUUGAUGAUCAAAGCUUAUGACCUUGAUGCAGAGCCUAUGAUGAGGGCAAGUUUCAUAUGAUUUCUGUGACCCGAGAUUCUUGAUGCUGGAUCCACUGUCUUCACAGAAUGUCCUUAGCUGCUAUGUGGUCGGGAAACUUUCAUCAAAUAAGGAACAGUCUUGGGUGCAAUUGUUGUUUUAGGUUGUUCAGGCUUCAUACUGAAUUUAUUCCUGGAAAGGUGCUUGAUGCUGGAAGAUGCAACCCACGAUCUUUCACGACAAGAUCAGAAGGGAGGAAUUGGAAAUCACAGAGCAGCAAAUCAAGCAGCAUCAAUCUGAAACUUCAUGAUGGAACUGUCGGAUCAUCAACAAAUAUUAAUACAAACCAAUCACAGCUUCAUGAAUUUAAAGCCAUUCAGUGUUAUGAUCUCCAAGAAAAGAUUGCUAACCAAAAAGUCAUCAUCGACCGGUCUGCAACUAUUCUUGUGUUCGAUAUUGAGACUAGUGGAUUCAGUCGCAGGAAUGAAAGAAUUAUUGAGUUUGCACUUCGUGAUCUCAUAGGGGGCAAGAAUAGUACAUUCCAAACCCUUGUAAAUCCUGAAAAAGAUGUACUGAAUGCAUAUGUUCAUGGCAUUAGCACGUGCAUGGUCAACAGGCCUGAUGUCCCAAGGUUUAAGGAACUGGUUCCAAUCCUACUCCAAUAUGUUAGGAGCCGCCAAAUGGCUGGCAAACCAGUUCUAUGGGUUGCUCACAAUGGGCGCCGGUUUGAUGUACCUUUCAUUAUUGAGGAAUUUCAUCGUUGUUCUGAGGAAGUUCCUGCAGAUUGGCUGUUCGUAGACACACUUCCUCUUGCACGCCAAUUAGUCAAGCCGGAUGGAUCAAGACUUACCUCCUCGUCAUUGAAGGCACUACGUGAGCACUACGACAUCCCUUUAGUUGGGCCUGCACACAGGGCAAUGCAGGAUGUGACAACAUUAUGCUAUGUACUCCAGAGAAUUACUUUCGAUCUGAAGCUGACUGUUCCAGAGCUAAUAGAUAGAGCUUUCCGGGCUUCGGACAUUAUCAAGGUCCCUCCUCCCUGACAAGUGCUGCUGCAGUUCUCUAACUUAAAAUUAAGUGUAAAAGCCAAAAAUCUCAUUCAUCUCUCAAGUGAUCAUUAAGCAUUGCUGUAUCACAGUGUUCAUUCUUUUCGGCAUUACUAUUUAACUUAUAUAUUGGACUGUAAACUCUGAAUAAAGUUCAGUAAUCUACCAUCUGCUCUGAAGUUUUCAACUAAA